AAGGGACCUUUGAUGUCUCUCUUUCUUUACUCCCUGUCUUGAUUGCUUCUACUGUAUAUAACCUGCUCUAAUCUGGAGGACAUCGUUGCCGUAUCUGUUCCCAAUCACUCUUCCACGAUGUGGUCUUAUCUACUGCUCAGUUUGUUUGCCGUCCAAAUUCACGCGAUAUGGCCAAUACCGUCGAGCUCGUCUAUGGGAGAAGGUGCCUUGUUCUUGGACCGCAACGUCAAGUUCAUCUAUAAUGGUGCCGCACAGUACGGAACCUACGGCCAAAAGAACGCUUCGUCGCAGAAGAUAAUCUCGACUGCUAUCAAGACGACUACCCAGACACUGUUCGAACAGAACUUCGUCCCAUGGAAAUUCCAUCCUCGUCACUCCGAUUUCGAACCUGCGAUGAAUGCUUCAUGCACCUAUAUCAAAUCAAUCCGUCUCGAACAGACUGAUAGCGAUCCGGCAAACGUAACGAAGCCUUUGGCCGGCGAUAUCGACGAGUCAUACUCGCUGUUCAUAACAAGUGAGGGCCAAGCCACCAUCAGCGCGGCUUCUUCGGUUGGUAUCGCUCACGGUCUGACAACCUUCACCCAAUUGUUCUACAAACAUUCCAGCGGAUCCGUGUACACACCGUAUGCUCCAGUAAAUAUCACAGAUGCUCCAAAGUUCCAGCACCGAGGCCUUAAUAUGGAUGUCUCUCGAACAUGGUACGCGCCUGCUGAUAUUACUCGAAUGAUUGAUGCCCUGGCAUACAAUAAGUUCAACCGUCUGCAUCUUCAUGUCACGGAUGCCCAGUCUUGGCCACUUGAGAUUCCAGCACUGCCUCUUCUUGCCGAAAAGGGCUCAUACCGGGAAGGAUUGACAUACAGUCCGUCGACGAUGGCACACAUUCAGGACUAUGGUGCCUCUCGAGGUGUCGAAGUGAUCCUCGAGAUUGAUAUGCCAGGCCACACUUCAUCCAUUGCCUACUCUUAUCCAGAAUUGAUUGCUGCUUUCAACGAGAAAGACUGGUCGACAUACGCUGCUGAGCCGCCAUCUGGAACCUUGAAGUUGAACUCCUCAGCUGUGACCGAUUUUCUGGACACACUUUUCGACGAUCUGCUGCCUCGAGUUCUGCCAUACUCUUCGUACUUCCAUACCGGCGGUGAUGAAGUCAAUGUCAAUGCCUACAACCUAGAUGAUACGGUGAGAUCGAAUGACACUGCGAUCCUCCAGCCAUUGAUGCAGGCCUUUGUCGAUAGAGCUCACGACAAGGUGCGAGCUGCUGGACUCACACCCAUCGCGUGGGAAGAAAUGCUCUUGACCUGGAACUUGACACUGGGACCUGACGUUAUUGUUCAGACCUGGCAGAGCGACGAAGCUGUUGCACAGACCGUCAGCAAAGGUCACAAAGCGCUUGUUGGCAACUACAAUUACUGGUAUCUGGACUGUGGUCAUGGUCAGUGGCUUGACUUUUACCCAGAGGUCGCUCAGAACUACUACCCCUUUUAUGACUACUGCGCGCCACUACACAAUUGGAGAAUGAUGUAUGCGUACGACCCGCUGAGUGGCGUGCCUGCAAACCUGACACACCUCGUCCUGGGUGGAGAAGUGCACAUCUGGAGUGAGCAAACCGACCCUGUGAACGUUGAUAGACAGGUGUGGCCACGUGCCUGUGCAGCCGCCGAGGUUCUCUGGAGCGGCGCCAAAGAUGAGCAAGGACAGAAUCGCAGUCAGAUCACGGCAAGUCCAAGAUUGAGCGAGAUGCGGGAGCGUUUGGUUGCGAGAGGUGUUGGCGCCGAGCCCAUUCAGAUGCCUUUUUGCGAAACCCAAUUGCGUCGAGUGCAAUCGGUAGCAAAUAUGGCCGUAACUCGGCUCGACGCAUCUUCUGACCACAGCUCGAUCCUGAUUGGCCUGGGCGGUCUUAUACUUGUAUUGCUUGUCGGACAUAUCUUUUCUAGAAUUCAGGAGGAACGCAAGAUUCGAUCCCUUGGAGCUCAUGCUCCUACUGUCAACUCAUGGAUACCCUUUGGUGUUGGGUUCAUAGCCAGAACUCUCAUUGACCAACGAAACCAUGCCAUGCUCGAUGGAUGGAAACGCAUCUUCGCCAACAGUUCUGGCACCCAUCCGUACACCCGUGAGAUAAGAACCAUAGGAAUGAGAAUCGUCUUGACGGCCGAUGAGGAAAACAUCAAGGCCAUUCUUGCCACGCAAUUCAAUGAUUACGGCAAGGGUACACAGUUCAACUACGAAUGGCAUGACUUUUUGGGAGAUAGUAUCUUCACCACCGAUGGCGAGAAAUGGCAUGCGUCGCGUCAACUCAUCCGACCUCAAUUUAUCAAGGAUCGCGUCUCUGACCUCGCAGUUUUCGAGAAACACUUGGACGUCCUUCUACCCAUGCUCGGCGGCUCACAAGCUGGCCAGACUGUGGAUGCCAUGGAUCUGUUCUUCAAGUUCACCCUGGACGCCAGCACUGCUUUCUUGCUGGGUCACAGCGUAAACAGCUUGGAAAACCCUCAGGACCGUUUCGCCGAUGCUUUCGCCGUUGUCCAAAGUGUACAGUCUGUGAUUGCUCGUUCCGGACCACUCAACCGAUUCGUACCACGCAAGGCAUUCUACGCUUCCCUUAAGAUCAUGGAAGAGUUCAUGCAGCCUUUCAUCGAACAGACUCUCCAAUUCACACCGGAAGAGCUCGAGAAGAAGUCCAAGUCAGACGAAGGCUAUAACUUUUUGUACGCGCUUGCUAGCUUCACGCGUGAUCGCACUGUCUUGAGAGACCAAUUGGCCGCUGUUCUGCUUGCUGGACGUGAUACUACGGCAUGCACCCUUUCUUGGAUGUUCUCGGAGAUCUCCAGAAGGCCGGACAUUGUCGCCAAGCUCAGACGUGAGAUUGAGGAACAUGUCGGUAUGGAAAACAAGCCUACCUACGCCAACUUGAAGAGCAUGCGUUACCUUCAGCAUGUUAUCAACGAGACCCUGAGACUCUACCCUAUUGUGCCUUUCAAUGUCAGAGUCGCCUUGAAGGACACGACUUUACCGCGUGGCGGUGGUCCAGACGGCACCCAGCCGAUCGGUAUUCCUGCCAACACGCCCAUCGCAUACUCGACUCUGUACCUGCAACGCCGUGAAGACAUCUACCCGCCCACCUCUGAGAAAUUCCCUCACUACCUCAGCUUUGAACCUGAUCGAUGGGAUGGUUGGAACCCGAAGAUGUGGACCUACAUUCCCUUCAACGGUGGACCACGUAUCUGUAUCGGCCAACAAUUCGCUUUGACUGAAGUGGGAUACACUGUCGUCCGCAUCUUGCAAACCUAUUCACGAAUCGAAUGCAAGAUGACCGAGCUUCCCAAGCUGAAGACGGACAUUGUGCUCCAGCCCUCUGACCCGCUCAACUUGGUUUUCCACCGAGACUAGAAGCCUCCGUCUAAGGCAACUCUGUCGUAUCUUUCGAGAUGCACCGAUUCAUGCUUGAGUCCUGUAUUGGAUAAGCCGAGCAAUACUGUUCACGAACUUGAGAAGCCGAGCGAACCCAUCACUGGUAUUCCGUACGGUUCCAAUAUCUGGUUGAUUGGUGGUCAAAGUCAGACCGGCGGAAGUGGGGAAAGGUCAAUCGAUGCUUGCGAUGUUAUCCGGCGUAAUUCCAACGAGUCGAUUUAGGGUCAGUAUCUCGGUGACGAAAUUGAUAACGAUCAUUCUCUAUACCUAACCAAUGCAUGAAUUUAUUGUUCUUCC
Molecule: messenger RNA, 3702 nt
Organism: Aureobasidium pullulans EXF-150
Lineage: Eukaryota; Fungi; Ascomycota; Dothideomycetes; Dothideales; Saccotheciaceae
Product: putative cytochrome 52A4
Exons: 8
Coding region: 118-3384 (1088 amino acids)
Biological process (GO): carbohydrate metabolic process
Molecular function (GO): beta-N-acetylhexosaminidase activity; monooxygenase activity; oxidoreductase activity, acting on paired donors, with incorporation or reduction of molecular oxygen
Source: RefSeq, a predicted model, not a curated record